Molecule: messenger RNA, 231 nt
Organism: Dibothriocephalus latus
Lineage: Eukaryota; Metazoa; Platyhelminthes; Cestoda; Diphyllobothriidea; Diphyllobothriidae
Source: the annotation of a GenBank genome assembly
GAGACAGCUAAGCUGGAGAGCUCCCUCUUCAACAUUAUAAUCAACCGUCUUCACUGGAUAUAUGCCCUCUCCGUCAGCGAUUUGCUUGUCCCCACCGGACGGGAAACUACCGUUCCCACCGCGGAGACCUACCCGUCAACACCCUGUCAUGACAACACCAUCCUCACCAAGUUUGCCGUUACUCAGCAACAGGUGGACAAGCGUCUUCGCUUCAAGGUCAGACGUCUGUCG